Penicillium diatomitis is the source of this 975-nucleotide messenger RNA. RefSeq lists its product as uncharacterized. Gene Ontology annotation, cellular component: ribonucleoprotein complex; cytoplasm; nucleus. The record is from RefSeq and is a predicted model, not a curated record. Gene Ontology annotation, molecular function: mRNA binding. NCBI's taxonomy places the organism in Eukaryota, Fungi, Ascomycota, Eurotiomycetes, Eurotiales, Aspergillaceae. The transcript is spliced from 5 exons. The coding region runs from base 1 to 975 and encodes 324 amino acids.
AUGGCGGCCAUGGCGACGGAAGUCUCAUCGACCCGUCUCUAUUUGGGAAACCUUCCCCGAAAUGUUACAAAACAGGAUAUCGAAGAACAUUUCGGUACCCAUGGAUCUGGAAAGAUUACUGAAAUCAAGCUGAUGAAUGGGUUCGGCUUUAUCGAGUAUGAGGACGCCAUGGAUGCCCGGGAUGUUGUGCCAGAUGGCAGCGACUUCAAGGGCGAGCGACUGACUGUGCAGUUCGCUCGUGGUAAGACCCGCAAGGAAAACUUCCCUGGUCCAACAGAUCGCCCGGCGGUGCCCCGACCCCGUCGCACCAUGUUCCGGAUGCAAAUUUCCGGUCUUCCUGAAACUAGUUGGCAGGUUAGCAGCGCAAGUCCUUUUUAUUCCUCGGAUUAUCUGGAACUUUCCCCCCCCCCUCUGGAACUUGGACUGGACGGCACUGUGUCUCGCCAUCCCUUUGGUAACCCAAGAUUCGUCGAGUUUGAGACCGCCAACGACCUCAAAACUGCCGUGGAGAAACUGGACCAGAAUGAGUUCAAGGGUUCUCGCGUAACAUGUGUUGCCGAUAAACCCGCAUCUCAUGCCUUCUUCCAGAUUCAACCCUAUGAGGACCGUCCUUACCGAGAUCCCUACCGGUCCCGCUCUCCCCGCCGGCCCUACCCUCCUAUGGACGACUAUGACCGACGUUUUCCAGCACCUCGUGGAUACAGCCCCCGAGACCACUACCGGGAGCGAUCGCCUGUCCCAAUGCGCCCAGGCUAUUAUGACCGCGAUGGAUACGGACGCCGGACCCCUCCUCGCCCUCGCAUGGAUGAAUAUGGACCCCCCCGCCGCCCCUAUGAGGACCCUUAUGAUCCCCGGCCUCCACCUCCUCCCCGCCAUUACGAUGACCCUUACCUGGCUGCUCGGCCCUAUGGUCGUCCUCGCUCCCCUCCACGAGGUGACUAUGUCGCCUACGAGCGUGCCCCAAGAUACUGGUAG